AUGAUCGGCGGGAUCCUCCGGCCGAAAAGUACGUCCUCUUCCACUUUAGCCCCUGCUUCCAGCCCUGACCCUCUUUUCCCGUGCCACACGUGCCUUCUCCUCUUUUCGGUUUACCACCAACACCACCACCACCACCAGUCUCCACUUCAGCAGUGCCAGACGGCGACACUGCGGCCUCGACUCUCGCUCGUCCUCGGUGUUGCAUUCCCACCACCACCACCGUCCAAUACUACUGGGCAGUGCUCCAUAGUCCAAUCCAAUCACGCUCACUGCAGAAUCAACAGCAAGGCACAGUCACUCGCCUGCUGGAUCUCGAGACACGCAUUGCAUGCCCUGCGGAUGCCUCACUCAGUCACCCAGUCACCCAGUAGUAACAAUCACCACUGCCAAACGGCGACUACACGGCGACCACCAAUCGGCCCGGCGAAUGGCCCGCGACUGAUGUCUCCUCGUCGACCCUCCCCAACGUCUCCAUCAGUGUCCAUCGUGGGAUGUUUGCCCACACAGCGCCACGCCAUACUGCCGCUAACUACCCUUAUCCUUUGCAAUCCUCACAUGUCGGCCCUUAUACAGGGGCCUGAUUACUAUGGAUCUCGCCUCACUUCUCAACUUGAGGCCCGAUUGUGA
Molecule: messenger RNA, 627 nt
Organism: Colletotrichum tamarilloi
Lineage: Eukaryota; Fungi; Ascomycota; Sordariomycetes; Glomerellales; Glomerellaceae
Exons: 2
Coding region: 1-627 (208 amino acids)
Source: RefSeq, a predicted model, not a curated record